UGCAGAUGAGGCACCAUCGCGGAGUCCCAAUUCUCCAUGGAUCCAUCUGCGCCAUCUCUCCGACCGACCUUAUGCGUAGCGGGGGACGCCGAUGCUGUUGUUGUUGUUGUUGUUGCUCCUCUGUUGUAGAGCCGCUCAGCUAGAGGCUUUCGUGUGCUCUCACUGCUCGGCAUACCUUGGAUGCGGCGUAGAGCAACAUCGUUUUGGGAUCCAAACUCGAGCUCGAGAAGUGAUCUCUUCAUGGAAUGAUAAAAGUGCCCCAGCUGUCUACAUUUUUGAGAUUUUAAAGCCUUAGUGUUUUUGUGGGCGGUGGUUGAAUUGAGACAUUGCAAGCUGCGAUGGUGUUAGCAGUUUCGCCCGCGGUGGCUUCCUUUUCGGGUACCGCUGCGGCAAUUGGCACGCGAUCUAGUGGUGGUCUCGGUAUUGCAGUUCGGAGAGCCGAAAGCGAAACAAGACUAUAUUUUCGAAGAGGAAUAAGUCUAGUCUUAUCUUGCUGCCCUGAUGUGAGCAGGUCCUCACAUUUGCAUCAUGUUGAUCCAGUGGUCUCCUCGCGCGGUUUUUCCUCAAGCGAGGGACGGUCAGUUCCUACAUGCAGUGCAAGUCAGGAGGUGGCUGCCACGGCCGAGAGUGCUGUGGCAGGUGAGGUCACACAGUUUUCAGAGCUGGCUCAAGCAAAAGUACUAUCGAUCGUGGGUGCUGGAAGCGUUAGCCCCUUUAAUGGCAAUUCUUGGGAAGAUGUCAUGCGGCACAUGGCACAACGGAUUGGAUUCAUCGAUACGAAUUUCGAGAUGUUGGUUCUUACUGAGGAAGCUUUUCUCGCCGAGGGCAAAGAAUUUGAUGCAGAUGUUGCCAUUGUCAUAGCUGUCAGAGACGUGGAAGUUGCGGAGCAGCUACAGAAACGCUAUCUCCAGAAUGUGCCGACUCUAGUUUCUUUUGAUUCAGCCCCUAACUUUGAAACUCGGUUGGGCAGCUUAAAGGUAAAGCCUGUCGACCAAGUUGAGAAAAUGCUUGGGUCGUUUCCAGGAAGCAAGAGAAAAGACGCUAUGAAGGUUCUAAGUUUAGUGGAGGAAGCUUGGGAACGGAAGAGCAGCGAUGAUGUCCGGUUCGCGCUGCUUGUGCUCAUUGAUUCAUAUGUGACUCCGGUGACCUUACUGAAGAACCUUCGUGCAACAAGUUUAGCAUCCGUUCAGUGUAUGGUGAAAAACUGUCGAUCUCAGAUUUUGUCCUGUAUCCUGGACCCCAAUUGUCGCCAGGCCCUCAACUGUCUGCAGAGUUGUGCACCGACGGACCAGGUGUGCAGCUAUCGAUGUAUAGUCUCAUAUGAAAGCGAAAAACUUGAGGCAUUUACACUGUGCGUAUUACAGAAGCACAACUGCCUCGGUCUCUCUGCAGAUAUUUUAAUGCAACCGGACGUGCAGCCAAUGAAACUUUUCCGUGGUAAUCCUGUGACUCACGAAAUCGCGGAGGAUUUGUUCAUUGGAUGGCUUGGACGUCCGAACCCGGAUUCUUUAGCGACACCCUUGAAGUACAGCUGGAGAGUGGUUGCUGGACAAAAUGCAGCCUAUGAUCAAUUCCCCUGUCAAUUUCAGAUAUUCUAUCGGGGGAAAGCAAAGGGAUCCAUGUGGUAUGACCCCGUAUUCCAGGUUCAAACUCUAGACGGAAAACUGGUGUGGAGGCGGCGGCAUUACCGCGUCAAGCGCGACGUUGUGCCAGGCACCUUCUACUUCACCGUCCUCGACAAUGGUGUGAUUUCCAAGGAGUUUUGGCGCAUUGUGGAUGUGAAGGACGAUUUAUCAUGGGGUUUAUUCUACUAUAGUGGAGCUGCAGCCGCUGCUGGGCAGUCAUACACGGGUGCCAUACUCGUGACGCAGGAUGGGUCAUGGCCCCCUGAGAGCGAGGCUAUACGGCUCAAUUCUGCACUUGAUAAAUGUGGAAUCAAGGUUUGGGAACUGUACCGAGUGAACAAUGCUGGCUGCUCAAAUCCACCCCUUAGCAUCCCUGAAGGCUCUUCGUUGCACUCAGUAAUCACUUGAGACCGGGAAUUAGUCAGGUUCUCGCUUAUCGCUUGUAUAUACUGUAUGUUCGAAAGUGAAAAACGAAUCAAUUUUGUCAACAUUUAGUUUGCUCAGAUUUCAGAGGAGUAGAGUGGUUUCUUUUUUUUUCUCCUUAUGCCAUCUAUGUGGUAAAGACAAAAAGCAGCGUACAGUAUUGAUUGCUGUUGGGUGGAGCAUACAAAUAUCAAGAUGUAUCGUAUUUCGAAAUAUCAUUGUGAUAUUUUGGCAGUGUCUCGACUUUUUAGUUGUGAACAGUUACUGCAUGCGCCA
Physcomitrium patens is the source of this 2324-nucleotide messenger RNA. RefSeq lists its product as uncharacterized. The record is from RefSeq and is a predicted model, not a curated record. Gene Ontology annotation, biological process: xanthophyll cycle. Lineage: Eukaryota; Viridiplantae; Streptophyta; Bryopsida; Funariales; Funariaceae. Gene Ontology annotation, molecular function: violaxanthin de-epoxidase activity.